Molecule: messenger RNA, 1614 nt
Organism: Aureobasidium melanogenum CBS 110374
Lineage: Eukaryota; Fungi; Ascomycota; Dothideomycetes; Dothideales; Saccotheciaceae
Product: glycoside hydrolase
Exons: 1
Biological process (GO): glucan catabolic process
Cellular component (GO): extracellular region; cell surface
Molecular function (GO): beta-glucosidase activity
Source: RefSeq, a predicted model, not a curated record
AUCAUCAUAGUCAUAUUGGCGAUUGUGAUACCUGUAGCUGUGGUCUUGUCCAACAAGAACAAAUCCUCUACAACAGGUGCAGCCAGCGCCACAUCAACUUCAUCAAGCUCACCAGCAAAUAAGAACUUAGAUGGCAUGUCAGAGUCAGAUAUACCGAAAGACGCUCAAGGAACAAUUCUGGAUCCCUUCACCUGGUACGACACUACAGAUUUCAACGUCACAUAUACAGCAGCGACUGUAGGCGGACUCUCCAUAAUGGGACUCAACGAUACCUGGGAUGACUCGACAAAAGCAAACGACAAUGUGCCUGCUCUCAAUGAGACUUGGGAGUACGGUAAGAUGCCAAUCAGAGGUGUCAACAUUGGAGGCUGGUUUAGCAUUGAGCCUGUCAUCACACCCUCCCUUUUCUCCGACUUCAAGACAAGCGAUGGUGUGAUAGACGAAUGGACACUAUGCAGCAAGUUGGGGUCAAGCAGAGCCCAAACAACACUUGAACAACACUACUCAUCCUUCAUCACCGAAGCAGACUUUGCGGCCAUUCAAGCAGCUGGAUUUGAUCACGUACGCAUACCUUUCUCGUACUGGGCAGUCACAACGUACGAUGGAGAUCCAUACGUCGCCAAAAUCUCCUGGCGAUACCUUCUCAGAGCAAUCGAAUGGGCUCGCAAAUACGGUCUCCGCAUCAAUCUCGAUCUGCAUGGUGCUCCAGGCAGUCAAAACGGGUGGAACCACAGUGGACACCAAGGCGCCAUAAACUGGUUAAACGGCACAGAUGGCACAAUCAAUGGUCAAAGAACUCUAGACAUCCACUCCCAACUAAGCACCUUCUUCGCUCAACCUCGCUACAAAAACAUCAUCGCCAUCUAUGGACUUGUCAACGAGCCCAAAAUGACAUAUUUAGAUGUUGACACCGUACUCACCUGGACAAAAUCCGCAAUUCAGAAGAUCCGCUCUAAUAACAUGACAGCGAUAAUAACCUUUGGCGAUGGUUUCAGAGGAUUGGACAACUGGCAAGGCGAACUCCAAGAUUUUGACAAUUUGCUGUUGGAUGUGCAUCAAUAUGUCAUCUUCAACAACCAACAAAUUGCGCUCGAUCACGCUGCUAAAGUCGAGUUUGCGUGUGGAGGUUGGACAAACCAGACUUUGAGGUCCAGCAAUAAAGCGACUGGAUUUGGACCUACAUUGUGCGGCGAAUGGAGUCAAGCAGAUACAGAUUGCGCCACAUAUCUCAACAACGUAGGUGUAGGAUCGCGCUGGGAAGGAACCUUGAACAUGGUAUCGACACCCGGCGGCUCCCUCGACGGCAGUGUGCUCAACCCUACCUGUCCCACCGCAAACUCCCCUCGCUGCUCUUGCACCAACGCCAACGCAUCGCCUUCAUCCUAUUCUGCGGCAUACAAGCAAUGGCUCCUCGACUUUGCAGAAGCGCAAAUGUACAGUUUUGAACAGGGGUGGGGCUGGUUCUACUGGACGUGGAAGACCGAGUCCGCAACCCAAUGGAGUUAUAAAGAUGGACUUGCUGCAGGCAUUUUGCCGCAGAAGACCUGGGAGAGGACGUUCAAGUGUGGGAAUGUACCCGAUUAUGCCGGCAUGGGGUUGCCUGAGAAUUACUAG